Molecule: messenger RNA, 1935 nt
Organism: Anguilla anguilla (European eel)
Lineage: Eukaryota; Metazoa; Chordata; Actinopteri; Anguilliformes; Anguillidae
Product: putative nuclease HARBI1
Exons: 3
Coding region: 240-1358 (372 amino acids)
Source: RefSeq, a predicted model, not a curated record
ACCACUUCGUCUGGCGUCACAUAUCACGUAGAAACACAUAUUUUCUGUUUAGGUAACGUUAUACAGCAUGUUGUCGCUCGUUUCUGAUAUAAAGGGUGUUUAUGUAAUCUGAAUUUACUGAUAAAGUGGAGGAGGAUGCGUUGAGAUCAUGCACCUAUUUAGGACAAGGGACGGCAAUUUCAGCUUGCAGGAAACGAACCAAAGAACCACCUACCGAACUUGCUGACCCAAGAUUCAACAUGGCAGAUAUAGACGCUCUGAUUCUAAUCCUAGCCAGACGGAACGCUAGGCGCAAAUCUCCCCGUAUCCAAACCAAGAAGCGGUUCAGACUCCACCAGAACGUGCAGCAACUACCCGACGAGUUGCUAAUAGAACGCUGUCGCUUUGACAGGGACAGCAUUAACUACCUUCGUGGGCUUUUGAGUGACAAACUGGUCAAUCCCUAUGCGCACAACCAUCCACUGUCUGUGGAGGCAAAAAUCUGCGCUGCCCUGGCCUACUACACGAGCAACUCCUUUCAGACGGCCGUAGGAAACUUUGUGGGAGUGUCCCAGUCCACAAUAAGCCACGCUGUCACCCACGUGACUGACGCACUGGUGGAGUUAGGAGAGCAGUUUGUUAACUUCCCCCCUCCAGAGUCCCAUGAGCGGGAAAAGCGACAAUUUAGGGACAUUGCGGGUUUCCCUGACGUUUUGGGUGUCGUGGGGUGCACCCACAUAGCGAUCAGGGCACCGCCGGGGGACCCCCACACCUUCCUCAACCACAAGUCUUUUCAUUCGCUCAAAGUGCAGAUCACGGCGGAUGUAAACUCCACCAUCACCAGUGUGGUCGCGCGGUUCCCGGGGUCCUCCAGAGACGCCUUUGUGUGGAGAAGGAGCCCCAUGGCUGCGCGCUGCGCGGCCGGCUGCCUCGGCACAGGCCACCUCCUCGGAGGUCCCGGCUACCCCCUCAGGCCCUGGCUUCUGACGCCGGUUCGGCGACCGGCCUCGAGAGCGGAGGAGCUGUAUAACCAGGCCCUGAGGAAGACGCUGCGGCGCGUGGCCGUCACGUGCCGGCUCCUGAAGAAGCGCUUCCGCUGCCUGGACGGCGCCCGCGUUCUCAACUGCUUCCCAGAGAAGUGCGGCCGCAUCAUCAUAGCCUGCUGCGUCCUCCACAACAUCGCCGUCGGCCGCAAUGUGCCUCUGCCGCCAGAAGAGGGAGCUGCCGCCCAGGGCCCAAACAGGGAGGAGGAGGAGGAGGGAGAGGAGGAGGAGGAAGAGGUUGGGGAAAUGGGGGACGAGGACGCAGAAUCGCCACAGUGCCAGCUAGGCUGGCAAAAAAGGCAGGCUGUUAUCCAGCGGCAUUUUGAAAAGCUGUGACCUCCCCUCCGGGCCUUGCCAGUGUUAACACCACUGAUGGAGAAACUCUAACUGGCACGCAUUCAUUUAACAAAUGCCUCUUUAGCUCUCUAUGGCUCGGCCUCAGGAUUCGACAGCCUACCAGCCUAUUUUGGGCAACUGCAGUAGCGUUCUUAUUCCGGUUUUUUUGUAUUCCUUUAUUUUAUUUUUUAUUCCUUUAUAGCACUGUUUUUUUUUUUUUUUUUUUUUGCUGUUUAUACCCUGGGGAAGAAAAUUUUUUUGAAGGUUAUGCCAGAAUGGCAAGACAUUGUUGGACAAAGCAGCCCUUGCAUCUUUGGAGUUGAGGACCUCUGGGAUGUGCUGUGCUUUGUACUUCACCUUCCCUGAAUGUUGCCUGAAAUACUGUAUGUGUUAAAGGCAGUGCUACUCCAUAAAGAGCAAUAGAGCACUUUAAUUUAGCAUCUGUCAGUGGAGAUGACUGACCGGUGCAGUCUGGGAUUCCACAAGUGUAAAAAUGACCAUUGAAGUUGUUCUUGUUAUUCUGUGUACAAUGUGAAGUAUCUUGAUAUAUUGUCCAAUACUAAGCCGUGAAAAAGCA